Messenger RNA from Pocillopora verrucosa, 1869 nucleotides. Its product is annotated as sodium/hydrogen exchanger 9B2. NCBI's taxonomy places the organism in Eukaryota, Metazoa, Cnidaria, Anthozoa, Scleractinia, Pocilloporidae. Gene Ontology annotation, molecular function: antiporter activity. Gene Ontology annotation, biological process: proton transmembrane transport. The record is from RefSeq and is a predicted model, not a curated record. Gene Ontology annotation, cellular component: membrane.
AUGGCGGACGAAAACAACUUGCAAAUUCGAAACCAAGAAGCUGCUAUAACUAGCAAAAGAGCCAGAUUUUUACAAUUUAUUGGACUUUUUAUUCCUCCUUCAGGGUUUUUUGGACAAACUUUGACUCGUGCUGUGAUUGUCAUCCUCAGCUGGGCAGUUUUAUGGUCCAUUCUUGGUGCUGAACUUCUACCAGGAGGCAACAUCUUCGGAAUUUUCAACGUGAUAGUGCUUGCCGCUUUAGGUGGCUUUAUGACCAGAAAAAUCUCUAAAGGCACCUUGCCUUCGCUACUAGGAAUGCUUGUUGUUGGAUUCAUUUUACGUAAUGUGCCAGGGAUCAAUGUAGCGCGCCAUAUUGACAAGAAAUGGUCAGCAACUUUGCGCAGUAUGGCGCUUGUUGUAAUUCUUACGCGAUCAGGUUUGGAACUGGACCCAGGAGCUUUGCGGCGGCUUAAAUUCACUGUAAUUCGCUUGGCUUUUUGCCCAUGUAUUGGAGAGGCCAUCACGGUGGCUGUUGUUGGUAAACUGUUAUUAAACAUGCCUUGGCUUUGGGGGUUUCAACUUGGGUUUGUUCUUGGUGCUGUCACACCAGCUGUUGUAGUUCCCCAGCUUCUCACUUUGCAGCAGAGAGGUUUUGGUGUUGAACAAGGAAUCCCCACUUUAGUUAUGGCUGCAUCAUCAUUUGAUGAUGUCAUUGCUAUAAGUUUGUUUGGAGUUUUUCUUGGAAUUGCAUUUUCAGAAGGAAACAUAGUGUUCAACAUCUUCAGAGGUCCUAUUGAGCUGUUAAUGGGUGCUGUAUUUGGAAGCUUGGUUGGAAUUUUGUGCUGGUUCUUACCAAACAAAUAUGAGCAAGACAGAUCACGUAACAGAUUUGUGAUUCUCCUUGGCUGUGCCAUGUUCUCAGUGUUUGGCAGUAAUAUGGCUCAGUUUUCAGGAGCAGGAGCCCUUGGUGUUCUUGUUCUAGCUACAGUAGCAUCACAUGGUUGGGGAGACAUUGAGAAGGCUCCAAUUGCUGAUGCUAUGGCUGUAGUUUGGGAAUUCUUUCAGCCUCUGCUGUUUGGUUUAAUUGGUGCAGAAGUCAGAAUUGAAUACAUGGAUAGCACACUUAUUGGAAAAGCAUUUGGUUUACUCACCAUAGCAAUGAUAGUUAGACUGAUUGUAACAUUCUUUGUUGUAUCUGGAAACAAUCUCAGCAUAAGGGACAAGAUUUUUGUUGCUAUAGCUUGGUCUCCAAAAGCAACUGUGCAGGCUGCCAUUGGCUCAGUAUCACUGGAUAUUGCUAGGGAACGAGGUUUCACAGGAUUGCAUCAAGAGGAACUUGGAAUUCAGAUCUUAACCAUAGCUGUGCUGUCCAUUCUCCUCACUGCUCCAACUGGCGCAGUGGGAAUUGCCAUUUCUGGCCCUCGAUUGUUACGCAGUGCGGUAGAAACACAAGAGAUUGGGAGCAAAAGAGAAGUGGAACCAAUUCUUGAGGGACAGGGUGCAGGGUUUGAAGAAAUGAAUACUAAUGUGUAAUGUGGCUUUACAUUGAUCAGUACGGAGAAAAAAAAGAGCUAAGAAACAAUUAGUAAUGGAAGAGAGAAACAAACAAUGGGAGAGAGAGAGAGGAAAAGGGCUGUUUUUUUGCCACAUUGUGGUCUGGUCCUUCUACUCAAAGAACAAAAGGAAAGGUUGGGUAUUUAUGACUAUGUCAAUCCUUGGUCUUUAUCAAUUGUUUGAUAAUUUUGAUCAAAGAGAGUCUGGCAUCAUUGUGACAGCUUAUCCCAAGGGCCUGAUGCAAUACAUGGGACUGGGACUGAGAAGGACAGAUUGGUAUCACUAGCAAUCUCUUAUUAAAAGAAAAAAUUGUUAUUGGGAUGUGGACAAAAAAAG